GUGGAGCACCAGGACUUUGUCACCACCGCCUCGAUGCAACAUGAGAUGCGGCUGCUCGGGGCUCGGCGUGACCUUGGCUGUUUCGAUCGACUCAAUGCUUUAUCUACACCCGAGCCUUGGGAAGUACAAGGAGGGGACUUAGCCAUUCGUGGCUACUUGCCGGCGCCAGCGUGUUCCAGCUUGACGACAGGGGCUUCUAGUAUCAGCCCCCCACCUCCGACUUUCCAUUUCCCAGCUCGACGAGCACUGCCAGUUAUCCGGGACCCUCUUCGUCCUGGACACAAGGAACGAGCGAAGGCUUUAGCUCUGUGGCAGAUGCUCAUUGUGAAGUCGGCGUGUGGACUUGCAGUGAUACUGGCGAAGGCUGCUGAUGAUCAGGUGCCGUUGAUUUUGGAGGAUGUUUUCGCCGAGAAGGCUACUUCGACUUUGCGAAGCCGCGCCUCAAGCUUGCUGCAAUUCACCCGGUGGCAGAAAGCCACUUACGGAGAAAGUUCUUUAUUUCCGAUGGAGGAAGACAGGCUACAUGCAUACACUUGUUACCUCCGGUCAGAAGGUGCACCAGCUUCGCGAGGGGAACGCUUUGUUCAAAGUGUUCGCUUCGCUCACACUCUUUUGCAAUGCCCAGGUGAUUUGAGUUUCUUGUCAGCUCGAGUUAUCGGGGCCACAGUUGCAGGUGUGGCUAAGAAGCCUGUCAUGAAGAUGUGGCCGCUCAAGGUGCAUCAGCUUCGCAGGCUAGAGCAGCUUGCGUGUGGUGACGCAAGCGUGGUCUCUGUUUUUGCGGGUUUCUUGUGUGUCUUGGUCCACGGACGACUACGCUACAGCGAUGCUCAGAUGUGCUUCUCUGAGCCCACGUUGGAGAUUGGCGAGGCGCAUAACUUACUGUCUCUUCAGCUGUAUGGUUCCAAGACUUCUUCCAUUCGCAGGGCUACUAGGUUUCGGCUCAUUCCGGUUUUCGCUAUCAGCCCCGGAGUUCACGGUGCUGAAUGCUGGGCGACUGCUUAUCUGCGAAACCGAGUGGAGCUGGGGUUGGAGGCCUCCGAAAGUGAACCACUCAUGCGGUGUCCGUGCGCCGAUGGUAACUUUGCCGAUCGCAAGUUGCGCUCUUCUGAUGCCUCUGUCUGGAUGAGGGAGCUUCUGGGGAGUGAUUGCAAUGAGGAGGAGUUGGCCAACCUCGCCACCCACAGUUGCAAGGCCACAUGUUUGGCUUGGCUGACUAAGGCUGCAGCAUCUAACAACAUGUGCCGCCGGGCCGGGUAUCAUGUGGGUCAGGAGGGGCGCUCCGAGCUGGAGUAUGCCCAUGAUGCCGCUGCACCUUUGGUACGCAGGUUAGCGGACACCAUUGACAUGAUUCGCGAGGGGAUCUUCUGCCCUGACGAGCCUCGGCUCCAGAGGUGGCACGGUGCUCAAGAUUUUGAUUCUGCUCUUCUUUUGCUACGGCACGGCGAGGAGGCGAAGCGCCCUCGCAAGAAUGUUCCUGCCCAGGUCAGCCGCUUGCUAGAGGGGUCAUCUAGCGAUUCGGAAUCUAGUGAGGACUUGGACGAGGAUUCCGAUAGUGCUGGGUCUGAAGCUGAUGGCCACCUAGCUGACAUGCAUGCCCUGGGCGAGACGAUUGCAUCUAAUGCAAGUGAUGGUUUUGUAUACUAUAAACACGUCUCGAGGCAAACCGUGCAUCGAGCCCAGAGGCCUCAUGACGAUGAUGCGACUGUUUUCGUGUGCGGUCGCUUAGCCACGGCGGCGCAUGUGGAGCUCGGUGCUCGGCCCAACGUGAUUUUGAAUCCUUGCCUUUCAUGUUUCAGGUGCCUGGCUGUUGGAUUGCCGACCGAGGUCGUCGGUCGGCUCGACUUGCGCGGGUGGAGUACAUUCGCUAACUUUGCUCAUGCCCCUACUGCCACCCCGGGUACUGCAGGAGCGGAAGCCGCCGUCAAGCUUGUCCUCGAUGCCAUCCUAGGCGAUUCUCUUGCUGCUCAUCAGGCAGCUCUUCGUCGCUUGCAUUGGGAAGCCUGGACCCUUACCGCUGCUGACCUUAAGCGCAAAGUGGACGGGACUGAUGAAGCUGGACCGAGGAAACUGCCCGUUGCCGAGAUUGGUGCGCGCCUGCAGGUACUUGCUCCAAAGAUUUCUCCCCUCAAACUUCAGGGAAUCCUGGAGCCCAGCCAUGCCAGUAUCAAUUUGUUUGCAGCCAUGCUUGACGAGGGGCGUCUUCGUUAUGUGGAGCGGGCCAGGCUCACUACCAGAGAUCAAGAGGUGCUGGGGGCCACUGAAGAUCAGCUUCUCAAGGCUUGGAGGCCGGACAAGGCAGGUGUCGUGAGGGAGCACAAAGAUGCACCACGUCUUGAGGCGAAUGUGCAGGAGUCUCUCAUACAGUUCUUGUUCGAUGCGUAUUACAAAGAGCCCACCGAAGGCUAUCAACGGGUCACACUCGCGCAACUUGCACUUUGUGACCGUGAGGUACUGCCAGCACCACUCCCCGGGACGACUGAUGUGCGGCCGAAAAAGCGCUCCCCUUACAUGCCUGCUGCGUUGAAGGGUGGGGUUCCUGUCGAUGCGGAUGUGUUGCAGCUGUUCGAUCUUUUGCCCCGAGAAGAGUCCUCGCGUGGCACCACCGAAUAUCCGCCCGAGCCACGUGUGGACUUCCAUAGUCAUUUUCGGCGACGUGCGGGCUCCCCGCCAUCGCGACGUUCGCAACAGUUUUGCCCCGAGGUGGCUUUCGAUGAAGGCAAGACAUUGAGAGGCGCCAUCUUGGAUCCGAGAGUGCAGCCUUGCUUGCUGCACGCCCGAAGAGAUGAACACUUCACACUGCCUUGGCGAGGGAGGCUUCUGUAUGCUUCAACCCACACAUUUGGCCGUGUUGCUGUGAUGGCGGUCAAAUGCCUGUCACGACACUUGUCGGGCGGGGGCGUCUUGAAGCUUGACAACGAGGAUUGCACACCACUACAACAAACCACCGACCUCCUCGAGGACAUGCGACCUCGCGAAAUCCGAGCUGGUUCUUGCGGAGCACCUGUCGUGAUUUUCACUGACGGGGCCCAUGAGGAAGACGAGUGUUUGACGACGCAUGGCGCAGUGCUGAUUGAUCCUACUUCGGACCUGCGCCUCUUCUUCGGCGAGGAAAUUCCGGAGAGCUUCGUCUGCAGGUGGAGUGCAUCUGGUAAGCGACAGCUGGUGGGCCAAGCGGAGGUGCUACCGGUACUGGUCGCCAAGGUUGCGUGGGCUAAGCAAUUGAAGCAUGGCAAGGUGCUGUUAUUCCUUGACAAUGACUCUGCCAAGGCGGCACUUGGCUCUGGCUCCUCUCCUGUGCGCGACACGUUCGCGAUGCUGUGUGUCAAUGCUCAUCUAGACGUGGCUCUCGAGGCUACCCACUGGUAUACUCGAGUACCUUCCAAGGCGAACUUGGCGGACGAUGCAUCCAGGUUGAGCUUCGAGGCGUACCAGCGUUCGUAUGUGCAGACGCAC
Molecule: messenger RNA, 3453 nt
Organism: Symbiodinium necroappetens
Lineage: Eukaryota; Dinophyceae; Suessiales; Symbiodiniaceae
Source: the annotation of a GenBank genome assembly